GAGAGAGAGUUUGCUGGAGCAGCAGAGCUGCAGGUAAACGGAUGUUUGUCAACACGAUCAUUUCCCUCAUGACACACCGAUGACUAAUGAGCAGAUUCAUUAAUUACUGGAGCUUCUCCUCUGAUCUGACUCAGCGCAGCUGCAUCAUCCAGGAUGAAGCCCAACAAAAGAGUUUUUGACGAGGACCUGAAUGGAGACACUGAGUUUUCUGCCAUGUCAGACAGCGACCCGUGUGAAGACGACAGUUACCCUCUCAACCUAUCCACCAGCGGCAGAAGAAGCGGUUCUUCCGCCAAACGCCGCCGCCGCGGAAACCUCCCCAAAGAAUCCGUUCAGGUUCUGAGGGACUGGUUGUACGAGCAUCGCUUCAACGCUUAUCCAUCUGAGCAGGAGAAACUGAGCCUGUCUGGACAGACGCAUCUGUCUGUAUCACAGAUCUGUAACUGGUUCAUAAACGCCCGCCGGAGGCUCCUGCCGGACCUGCUCAGGAAAGACGGCAAAGACCCCACUCAGUUUACAAUGUCACGACGCACCAGCAAACCAGACAGAUCCGCCUCCCCGGAAUGCCCCACCUCCUCGACCCGCCCCUCUGUCAUAUGCCCCGCCCCCACAUUGGACUUGAGGCUUUUGGGUAACACUGCAACAGCAAUUUUGGCCGGAGCUGGUUGCUUGCCGUCAUCAGGAAACCAAGACGGCAGUGUUCAGGCUCUGAUGCAGCUGGACACUCGAGGUCUGCUGAGACGGGAAGGCCUAACUGGAGACCAUCACCUGACGACCAUCCCGUUUGCUUCUACCUCUGUCACAACCCUGGGAGCGGUGAGCCCGACUGGGGUCCUGUUCAACACGCCUCCGCCUACCCCACCGGAGCUUUGCCCUCAAGAUUUCAGCGAUCUGAAACUUCUGGUGGACGCUGCUCUGCAGCGAGCAGCCGAGCAAGAACUCAGCCAGCAGAAAGAACAAACAACAGAACAGCAAAUGAACGGACCUGCAAAUGAAAGUUCAAGAGUGCUCACCCAGAAUGGCAAUUCGGAGACUCCUUUAAGGGAUGAAUCUAAUCCUGCACCCAUCUUGAUGGAGAACGCAGUAUUACCAGUAUCCGUUCCUGUCAUGAGCCACACUUUUCCAGGCCUUCCUGUCGAUCUGAGCACGGGCGGUGUCUCCAGUGUGGAAUCUGGAAGCUUUGCGUCUUCUGGGGUGUGGAGUGUCCGACAACCCACUCCACCUGCGAAUGUGGUAUCACAUACGUGGGUUUCACAGUACACCCAUAACACGGUCACGGAAGCGGUUAACUAAAAACUCAAGGAGACCAACUGACUUUGGACUUCAUUUGUUUGCUUGUUUUUGUUGGAAGACUCUGGAGCAGAUGUAAACUUGCCUCCCCAAAUCGUUGUCAUGGAUACCGUAUGGAUGUUGCUUGGUACCCAGAGAGCCUCAUCUCUGAUGUUCACUACAGGGGAUUCAGGAGUGAAGGUUCUACACCACAAUGUAUUUCUAAGACAUUUUAAAAACCUUUUAAACCAAAACCUUUUACCUUUUUUAACUACGUGAAGUUUAUGGGCAUGCAUGAAAUGCUCUUCAGAAAUAAUCCAGCAUUUCAGACUCCAGAAUUUUCGAGACCAGGUGGAGGUCCUUUCAGGCGGAAAUAUUACCAUGUGCAAACACCAGCAAAUUCAAAGCCUGUGCAACUCAGGUUUGCAGCCAAGAGAUUUUCAUUUAAACAUUUGUAAUUGAAGUGGCCUUGCUUUGUUUUUGAAAGAAGCUCCACAUGUAGUUGCUUUUGCCUGUUUGCAUCAGUAUAUCCACUAGGGUUGGACGUCUAGGUGUCAUAGCAUGCUUUACUUAUGUGUGAAUGCAAAGACCAGCAUGCAAUGUUUAAAUAUCAGCAUUUAGAAACCAAAUGUGCUCUGAUUUUGCCUGAAAGCCACUGCUGAUGAAGCCUCUAAUUCUACAGUCUCAGCUUUGAAAGUCUUUCCCAGUAGUAUGAUCUUUGUCAUAUUUCCUGCACUUUAUAGUCUGUAAUUUCACCUACUCGUCGUUAUGUCAGGACCGUCUGUCCAGUCUCAGAAUAAGAUCCGAGCACUCUCUCCACGGCUUGACGUGGGUCUGUGCGGUGGUGGCUCAUCAGGAAAUUGAUCGUACUGCAGAGCUCAUCUCUCACGUCUCACGUCUGUCUGAGAUGCGGGAGGGAGGUCGUCUCAAAGACGGAGCCGGCAUUGAUUUUUCUUCAGUUCUCAUGUAACGUGAUCGUAGGGCUGUAGCUUUAUUUUUCCUUAAAUGAUCAUUGUUCGGACAGUAUUGUUGGGUGAAGUAGAUGAUCUGCGUUAAUAAUUGUUUUGCAUAUCUCAGUGUAGAGAGAGACAUCAUGUGGAUGUUUUAGUGAGUGUGAGCCUGACAGUGUUUUUUGACGCUAAAGGAGUGUCAUGCAUUUAUAAGAAGAAUUUAAAGUCUGUUUGUACCUCUUUGAGACGAACUGAAGUGCUUCUUUCUCGCUCAUGAUCUGUGAAUGUAUCUAGAGAACUAACAUUUAGAAACAGAGAAAAUGCUUUCCAACUCAGUCUCUUUCUCUUUUUGUACACUAGAGGAUCUAGAUGCAUGUGUGAUUUUUAUGCUUGUAGUUUCCAUGAAACUGAGAACAUGUACAGAUAGUCAGAUUAGUCUUUAAAGUAAUGAUUUUAACCUUUUAGUAUUCUUAUUAUUCACAUUAUUUCAACGUAUUCUCUCAAAAACGUGCCAUAAUUCUGGUUAGUUUUGAUCAUGCUGGGUAAAGGUCAGUUCUGUAGUACUGUACAUGUUUCUUCUCAUUUUUCAGUGCGUCUCAGGUUUAUUGUAGUUUUUGUUUGACUUUUCCUCCUUGGGUUUGAGUCAUUUUAAUUUUCUUCUCUGAAAUCACAAAGAGAGUUUUAUCUAAAUAUCUAUAAGGUGCAUUUUUUUUUUUUUCUUUUUCUUUUCUUUUUUUGUUCCAUGUUUGGGCUGAUUAUGAGAAGGCGACUGUCAUGUAGCAUCACAAACUGUAUUGCAGAUCUAAUUAACUAACACUUCAAAACCACUGUGACCAUUCGGUUAGUUACUGGAACAGUGAUGGGUACUGGAAGUAAAAUUAUAUUUUUCAUAUAAUAUACUCUAUUUUUUCACCUGUUCAAAAAGACCAAUAUUAAUAUUCCUGGAAGUGUAUUAUUGAUGUUCUUAUUGCAAAAACGGUCUUCUUGAUGACAAUGUGAAACAUGUAAAUAUAUCAUUCAGGUUUUUGUCUGGCGUAGACCUGCUUUUAACGUGUAUAUACAUCAGAUAUGCGUAGCUCUCUCCUGUACGACCAAAUACAUGGAUUUUUUUUUUUUUUUUUAAAGAUCAUGUGUGUAUGUAUAACUGAGGACAGUAAAACUGGCAUUUGUGCCUUACCUGCUUCCUUA
Messenger RNA from Labeo rohita (rohu), 3407 nucleotides. Its product is annotated as homeobox protein TGIF2. The record is from RefSeq and is a predicted model, not a curated record. The coding region runs from base 154 to 1293 and encodes 379 amino acids. Lineage: Eukaryota; Metazoa; Chordata; Actinopteri; Cypriniformes; Cyprinidae. The transcript has 4 exons. Gene Ontology annotation, biological process: regulation of transcription by RNA polymerase II. Gene Ontology annotation, molecular function: DNA-binding transcription factor activity, RNA polymerase II-specific; RNA polymerase II cis-regulatory region sequence-specific DNA binding.